Molecule: messenger RNA, 495 nt
Organism: Pollicipes pollicipes
Lineage: Eukaryota; Metazoa; Arthropoda; Thecostraca; Pollicipedomorpha; Pollicipedidae
Exons: 3
Coding region: 127-495 (122 amino acids)
Source: RefSeq, a predicted model, not a curated record
UGUCGCACUCCCCCGCCGCAGGUCAGCCAGAGAUUGCUCUGUGAAGUCCCUCCGCCUGGCGUCGUACCACCGGUGGCAACGACUGACGCGAUCAAGGAGCGCAGACGCCGCGGCACUGACGGCGCCAUGGCCACGAACACAGCGCAGCUAGGCCAGCUUGCCAACCUCAACAGCCAGUACCAGCCGUACCCCUACAGCGGCAACGCCAACUACGCCGACCAGUACCCCAGCGCCAGCCUGCCGCACGGCCAGGUGCAGAACUUUGUCCAGUCGCCACCACCUGGCGGCAGCGACGCGAACCAGCGCGCCUUCCGCGCCCCGCGCUACGGCGACCGGACGGUGGCGCGAACUAGCGGCCGGAGAGGGAAGCAGGAGGCGGCGCGCGGCCCAGUCGUGGCGAACCGGAACGGAAGCCCGGUAGUACCGCUGUACUCGUACCCGACCGUGCGGAACGGCACCACGGUCCAGGUCCCGGCACUCUGUCAGACAGUCUGA